AUUUACUUAGAUUUCAGAAUGAAUACUUUAACAGUGGCUUGUUUGUUGGCCGCGAUGGCGAUUGCGACCGCCAUGCCGUCACCCUCGGAAACCUAUACUGAUCGCUUUGACAACAUCGACCUAGACGAGAUUAUCGGCAAUCGUCGCCUCCUCGUGCCCUACAUCCAUUGCGUUCUGGACAAAGGAAAGUGUACUCCCGAUGGCAAGGAGCUUAAAUCUCACAUUAAAGAAGCGUUGGAAAACAACUGCGGUAAAUGCACGGAGACCCAGAAAUCUGGCAGCAGGAAAGUGAUCGGUCAUUUGAUCAACAACGAGAAGGAGUACUGGGGCAAGUUGACCGCUAAAUACGAUCCUGAACGUAAAUACGUCACCAAGUACGAGUCCGAACUACGCAAGAUUGCCGCCUAAUUCAACAGUUCCAUCUGACAACAUGUAAAUAUUUUCAAAAGUUCCCGUUGUUAUUAUUUCGAUAAAUAAAGCAUUAUAAAAAAGUUAAA
Messenger RNA from Papilio xuthus (Asian swallowtail), 497 nucleotides. RefSeq names its product ejaculatory bulb-specific protein 3-like. The record is from RefSeq and is a predicted model, not a curated record. The transcript is spliced from 3 exons. The coding region runs from base 19 to 408 and encodes 129 amino acids. NCBI's taxonomy places the organism in Eukaryota, Metazoa, Arthropoda, Insecta, Lepidoptera, Papilionidae.